This is a messenger RNA of Rotaria sordida, 1107 nucleotides long. NCBI's taxonomy places the organism in Eukaryota, Metazoa, Rotifera, Eurotatoria, Philodinida, Philodinidae. The record is from the annotation of a GenBank genome assembly.
AUGGCUACAUCAUCUCCAUCUACAACUAAUGUAACACCACAACAAAUUGGUAAAGCAUUUGUUGUUCAAUAUUAUCGUCUUCUUCAUGAACAUCCUGAAUCUUUACAUCGUUUUUUUUCUGCAUCAUCAACAUUUAUGCAUGAUGAUCUGACAAAAACUGUAACUGGUAUAGAAGCUAUUGCUAAACGUAUUGAAGAAUUAUCAUUAAAACAACGUCAUGUUAAAAUUCGUCAAGUUGAUUGUCAUUUCACUGUAGGUUCAUCAAUUGUUAUACAAGUUUGCGGAGAAAUAUCAUCAACACCUGUAACUGAUACUCAAACUCAACCGAUUAUGAAACGUUUUGUUCAAACAUUUGUAUUAACAUCAGCAGAUAAUUCAAAACAAAAAUAUUAUGUACACAAUGACAUACUUCGAUAUCAAGAUAGUCCAACAACAAUUUUAACAAAUGAUAAUAAUACAAGAAUGUCGCCAACAAUAACGAAUAAUAAUGAAGAAUAUUCGAAAUUUAGAAAAAAGUUUAACAAACGAUUUGAUCAAUUAUCACAUAAAAUCGAUGAUAUCUAUGAGCGUGGUGCAAUAUUAGCAAUAAUAAAUCGUCUUCGUGCUGAUCAUGAAUUAGAUAUACAACAUUUACCAAAAGUAACAAGAAUGCAUAAAGGAUGGUCACUUGAUACUGUAACAAUCGAUAAUAUUGUUCUUCGUUCAUAUAAAGAUGAUAUUCGAGAAGCACCAAAUGAAGGUGUUUAUGUGUAUGGUCUUUAUUUGGAAGGUGCUGGUUGGAAUCGAAAAAAUACUCGUCUACAUGAAUCACAAAAUAAAGUUGUUUAUGUUCAAAUGCCUGUUAUUCAUAUAUUUGCUAUAAAUCCAUCUGUAACUAAUCAAACAAAUGGAAUAAUUACAAAUAAAAAAUUACGAUUAAAUCAAAUAUCACUUCGAACAAAACGAAAUGAUCAAAUUUCAAUUGCACCAUAUAUUUAUAUGUGUCCACUCUAUAAAAAACCAAUACGUACUGAUCUUCAUUUUAUAACUAUGCUUAAAUUAGCAUCAAAUGAUAUACCUGAACAUUGGAUAUUACGUGGUGUUGCUUUACUUUGUGACAUCAAAUAA